GCACCGUUUUUGGACGAUGCUUUUGUUGCAUGGGUCAAUUCAUUGCCAAUGCAUCUCAAAUGCGAUUUGUCGCUACCCAGAGGAGAGGGUGAAAAGCGAAUAGUGAGACAGGUUCUCGCUCAACUCGGAGCUCCACACACUGCUCCUAAACAGGCUAUGCAAUUUGGAUCUGGUUUUGUAAAAAUGCAGAACGAUAAAAAACUAAAGGGAAACGAUCUCUCAUCAGCAUUAAUGAGGUCUCAUGCUCAAGAUCAUUCACAAAGAUGCGAUAUCUAA
This is a messenger RNA of Strongylus vulgaris, 276 nucleotides long. The record is from the annotation of a GenBank genome assembly. NCBI's taxonomy places the organism in Eukaryota, Metazoa, Nematoda, Chromadorea, Rhabditida, Strongylidae.